AUGGAUAUUGUACCAUCUAUCCAACCAUUUUAUAUUUUGAAGCUACCUUUUAUUCCAUUGAAUAAUAUAAUCCUGAAUUGGUAUCCAUCGGAAAUACUCGAUUUUUCAUUUGCUUCAAAAAAAUGCCGAUUUAUUUUGAAAUCAAUGAAAUUUGUAGACUUUGAUAUGGGUUUGAGCUUACGACGUGAUCGAUAUCUUAUCAAAUUCCAUCAUCAAAGUGUUCAAUACUUUCACUUUCAUAUCGACAACUUGAAGAAAAGAAAUAAGUACAUGAAUGGAAAAGUUGGUUUGAAUGAUUAUUUGAACUUUAGAAGUGAAAUUUGUCUGAAAUGGGCCAAAGUGUGGAUGGACUACAUUUGUGAUUUAUUUCGAGCGAAACUCAGUUUUCUCUAUUUGAAUCCAGAAGGAACACCUCUGGAGAUGAAGACCGUUGCGGAAUGGAUGAACACACUUCACUCUAAAUUCAAAUUGUGUGACAUCUCUGGAGAUCACGCAAUCAGUUAUUAUAUCAAUGCAUUUUUUGAAACUGCUAAUUUUCCGAUCCGCCAUUUAAACUUUGAGCUUAGACAGAGAUAUCCUCUCUGGACCAUUAGUUGUUUCACUUCGAACUCGGAAGAGGUUAUGAUAACAACAAAAAAUUCAAAAAAUCCCGUCAAUUGGAUUAAUGUUGAUCAACUACUGACAUCUAAUUGUGUUGGGAUAAUGAUUGAAGCAUGCACCCUCAAUGAGACUGAUUUAAACCGAAUCAUCAGAGGGUGGAUAGAUGGAAAUAUUCCCAGAAUGGAGUUCUUCCAUGCGGCCGUGAAACCUCUCAAUUUUGAGUUACUACUCAAUGGAAUUGAGUUUGAAAAGAAGGAUCAAACGCUCAUUCGUUUUUUCAAAACAUCACUUGGGACAAAAGAAAUCGAAUUUAGAUUUGAGGGAGGAUACGACAUCCGAAGAAAUGAUGGCACAGUUGCCACACUCCAACAAGUAAACCAAUUCGCAGGACCACGUCUUAUGUUGAGAUUCAUAAAUCAAAGAACCUUUGAUGACCCUUUGGAAAAUGUCGUAGAGAACUUCGAGCCGGUCGUCGAAUUCGAUCAAAUCAGAAACAGCUCGUCGCCGAACUCGCCGAUUCUGGAGAAUGUUCCCCCGCCAAUUGAAAAUGAAAAUGUCAACAGAAAUGAAUCGGAGGAUUCAAAUCACGACGAUUCGUUUGAGGGCCAACCUGAUGACCAAUUGGGAAGAAUCGUUAAUAACUGGUUAUGGUUUGCGAGAAGGGAUCAAAACACAAAUCACCGGAACGUCCAUCUCACUGUCAUAAAAGUGUUCAUAAGAAGAGUUCAGAGCACUAUGCGUUUGAAUGAGAUAAACCACUGGGGAUGGAGUGAUUUGCAAAUUCGAGUGGCCGUUCUCAACAAAAUGUUAUCAGAUUGGAACAUCGAUUUCCCACUCGAAGGAAUCCUCCCACCACUUCCUCCAGGAGAAUGGACCGAUGAUCGUGAAGAAGGCUGGGAUUUCAGAAACGCGAAGCUUUUUCAAGAAAUCCGACAAGUUUAUAACGAUAAUCUUUAA
This is a messenger RNA of Caenorhabditis remanei, 1557 nucleotides long. RefSeq lists its product as uncharacterized. The record is from RefSeq and is a predicted model, not a curated record. NCBI's taxonomy places the organism in Eukaryota, Metazoa, Nematoda, Chromadorea, Rhabditida, Rhabditidae. The coding region runs from base 1 to 1557 and encodes 518 amino acids. The transcript is spliced from 5 exons.